UGUUUUUCUCAUAAUAAAAACACUUAUACAUACAUAAAUCGUUUUAAUCUUCUUAAAAAAAUGCCGAAAAAAUCAUAAUUUAAUUGUUUUUUAAAAUCUAUAAUUAAAGAUUGAAAGAUCGAAAGUACCCAAAGGGGCUAUUCGACCCGAACACUAGCCACCCGAGGUUCGAUCACGGUGGUCGGCAUCUAUAAUCUUAGAACCGUGACACAUCUCUUUAAGGAAGUGCACGGGUCGUAAAAUCUUACUUUCUGAUCAUUCCCUGAAUCGUUUAUUCACUCCGGUCUCAACAGCAGGAAAGCUUUCGAUCAUGGAAUCUAGUGACUCCUCCGGUAAGCUCUUAAAUAAUCACCUUCAAGUUUGUGCACUGACAAAUAUUUAGGAGAAGGGGAUUCAUUUUCCGGCUAUCAGUGGAACUUGUUCUCGUUACAACAUGGUGCGCUUCGUUCCCGCACGGAGAAGUUUCUGGCAUCUGUAAAUUGGCCUGGUCUUUUGAAAUAUGCAGCAAAGAAGCGAAACUUGAAUGUCACGGAUUGCAUUUUACUCCCAGAUAUUGGUCUUGGCUACAACCAUAUGGUCCGUAUUAUUGAGUUUACUGACAAAGCUCGAUGGAUAGCGCGUGUUCGAAUGCCUCGUCUUGGAGAGUCGACUUACGACAAGGCUAUAGUGGAAAAACGAAUGAGUUGUGAGCUCAACGCAAUUUCCCUCGUACGACAAAAGUCAGGCCUACCAACUCCUGAAGUCCACGCCUUUGAUAUUACUGACGAGAGCAUUGUGAAAGCACCGUUCAUGUUGAUGGAUUGUUUGGAAGGUAAUGUUGGCAUGGAUUUGGGUAUGGAGGUACCGCAAGAGUAUAUGCAGACAUUUUUGAACGGAAUGGCAAAACUACAUGUUAGUAGGCAAUAAUAAUAAAUUUGGGAUAACCCAUUGACUUAUACCUUCUUAGGUGGAGCUGUCCGCAGUACAGUUGCCCAAGAUUGGAACAAUCCUCUCUAUCAAUGAUGACGGCACAUAUGAGCAAGGCCCCAUUCCAGGGAUAGGUGGCCCCUUUGAUACGGCAACAGAGUUCUACAAGGCUUGGGCAUCGAAUAUUAAAUUUCGUAUGUCGGAAGAAGAAUUACGAGCAGCAUCUGGUCCAUACGCUGCCGAAGUCAUCCAAGCAGUAUCAUCGUUCCCAAAUGCCAUCGGCAAAAUAGCCAGUAAACUUUCCGUUCGAGAUAACGGCCCCUUUCCCCUUUGUCACGGUGACUUUGGCCACAACAACAUUAUUGUUGACGACAAAUACAGGAUUGUUGGUUUGAUCGAUUGGGAAAUGGCUUUUGCUGGACCUUGGGAGAUAUUUGGAGACUUCCCUUUAUGCCUGUCGGUGACUCCGCCUGCUAUGGACGCACCAUUCAACUAUGACGAAAAUGGUUUGCCCAAGGAUCCUGCAUUGAUUCAAAAAUUUACCGACCAGGCUGAAUACGUUGCAGCCGUGAAAGUAGCAGAGAGUCAAAACAAUCAUGAUCACGAAUAUUCUCUUUCAGAAGCUCUGAAUGAUUCAAAGAGGCAACAGAUAGCUACUGCUAUGAGGCUCUAUGGUAAUGGAAAGGUUGGAAUUUACUCUAAGUUGAUAAAUGAAUUUCUGUGAUGGGAUAGAUGAGUUGGCCAGGGGUCUAAAGCAAGGACUUCAAAGCAUAUAUGUGUAUGUAAAAGGCGGACAUGUUAACAAGCUAGUGCCUUUGUCCCUCAUCUUAUACACAUUAUAAGAAAUUUUCAAUCCUCUU
This is a messenger RNA of Sclerotinia trifoliorum, 1766 nucleotides long. The record is from the annotation of a GenBank genome assembly. Lineage: Eukaryota; Fungi; Ascomycota; Leotiomycetes; Helotiales; Sclerotiniaceae.